AUGUCAAUCCAGCAUCAAUCUUCCUCCAAUCAAUCCAUCAGACCUCCAACCUGCCAAUCCACCAUCAAUCUACCUCCAACCUGCCAAUCCACCAUCAAUCUACCUCCAACCUGCCAAUCCACCAUCAAUCUACCUCCAACCUGCCAAUCCACCAUCAAUCUACCUCCAACCUGCCAAUCCACCAUCAAUCUACCUCCAACCUGCCAAUCCACCAUCAAUCUACCUCCAACCUGCCAAUCCACCAUCAAUCUACCUCCAACCUGCCAAUCCACCAUCAAUCUACCUCCAACCUGCCAAUCCACCAUCAAUCUACCUCCAACCUGCCAAUCCACCAUCAAUCUACCUCCAACCUGCCAAUCCACCAUCAAUCUACCUCCAACCUGCCAAUCCACCAUCAAUCUACCUCCAACCUGCCAAUCCACCAUCAAUCUACCUUCCAAUCCAUCAUCAAUCUACCUCCAACCUGAGAGCUUCGAGGAUCUGGCCCUG
Messenger RNA from Merops nubicus (carmine bee-eater), 489 nucleotides. RefSeq names its product keratin-associated protein 12-3-like. The record is from RefSeq and is a predicted model, not a curated record. The transcript is spliced from 2 exons. The annotation marks the transcript as partial. Lineage: Eukaryota; Metazoa; Chordata; Aves; Coraciiformes; Meropidae.